AUGAACAUGACCGACAAGACCAGCGAGGAGUUUGCUCUCCCCCAAGAAUCUAUAGAAAAGCCCGCCGGGGGGCCAUCUCCACCACCGAACGGCGGUACUUUAGCAUGGCUCAAUGUACUGGGUAGUUUCUUUCUUUACUUCAAUACCUGGGGAAUCUCAAACACUUUUGGCGCGUACCAAACCUACUAUGAGUCCGGGGCUCUCUUCCACUCGAGCUCGUCCGAGAUCUCCUGGGUGGGCUCAAUUGCCGCAUUCUUGCUGUUAUUUGUUGGACUUUUUGUCGGACCAAUCUAUGACCGCGGUUACCUCCGAACACUUCUCAUUGUGGGCUCUCUCAUGGUUGUUUUCGGACACAUGAUGCUGAGUCUGUGCUCCGAAUUCUGGCAGGUUGUGUUGGCGCAAGGAUUCGUCGUCGGAAUCGGAACAGGUUGCCUAUUUGUUCCAUGUGUCGCCAUCAUUCCUCAAUACUUCACGACUAAGAUGGGUGCUGCAAUGGGCGCAGCCGCUUCAGGGUCCGCACUUGGCGGUAUCAUCUACCCCAUCGUUCUGUACCGACUCAUCGACCAAAUCGGCUUCCCCUGGGCAGUGCGCGUUAUCGGAUUCAUUGCAAUGGGCACACUUCUCGUUCCAAUUAGCAUCAUGCGUCUGCGUGUGCAGCCACCCAAGGUGCGCGCCAUGAUCGACCCCACCGCGUUCAAGGACCCGGCUUACCUGGCUUUCGUGUUCACCUCGCUCAUUGCUUACAUGGGGCUGUUUGUUAUUCUGUUUUACCUCUCCUUCUUCGCAGAGGCAACUCGCAUCACAGAUAGCAGUCUAGCCUUCUACUUGGUACCCAUCUUCAACGCAGCUUCGGUCUUUGGUCGUACAAUCCCGAACAAGCUCGCCGACCGUUUUGGCCCCUUUAACCUUCUCGUUCCCGCUGCCCUAUCCUCGGGGUUGUUGAUGCUCUGCAUGAUGGCAGUGCAUUCAAAAGCUGCAGUCAUUGUUAUGGCAGUGCUAUCUGGCUUCAUGAGUGGCGCGCUGAUCGGACUGCCGCCUAUGUGUCUGGCCAUUCUGACGGCGGACAAGUCGAAGUUAGGCACCCGUGUUGGCAUGGGGUACGCAAUUAUCGCACUGGGUGUGCUGGCUAGUGGUCCUAGCAGUGGUGCAAUUCUCAGGAACGGUGGAGCAUCGCUUGACUGGCAUGGUUUGUGGGUGUUCGGUGGCGUUCCUACCUGCGUGUCGGGACUAGGCUACGCGGCAAUUAGGGUCUUCAAGUAUGGGCCAAAGCUGAAUAUCAAGGCUUGA
Messenger RNA from Penicillium expansum, 1287 nucleotides. RefSeq names its product Major facilitator superfamily domain, general substrate transporter. Gene Ontology annotation, molecular function: transmembrane transporter activity. Bases 1 to 1287 code for a protein of 428 amino acids. Gene Ontology annotation, biological process: transmembrane transport. The transcript has a single exon. NCBI's taxonomy places the organism in Eukaryota, Fungi, Ascomycota, Eurotiomycetes, Eurotiales, Aspergillaceae. Gene Ontology annotation, cellular component: fungal-type vacuole membrane. The record is from RefSeq and is a predicted model, not a curated record.